GUGAGUUCAAAUCUGCUAAGGACUACAACAGUAGACAGAAGCCAAGAAAGAUGCCUUGGUUGUUCCUGUGGCAAACCAGUUCAAGCGAAAUGAAAGACAAAAGCCAGGAGGUUGGAGAAGGCAAGGAUCACAAAAAAAAGAGCAAGGCUUUGGGUGUGGAACUGAAGAACUACUUUUUGUCUAUUGUGCCACACAUAGAAUCACCUGACAUCAAAUAUUCCACCUCCAAAGAUGUAAUGCUUCCAGCAGAAGAGGUUACAAAGUGGUCGCAGUCCUUAGAGAAGCUUCUGGCAACCCAGUGUGGUCAAGAUGCUUUCAGAGAAUUUCUAAAAUCCGAGUUCAGUGAUGAAAACAUUGAGUUUUGGCUAGCUUGUGAAGACUACAAGAAAACCCAAGCUGAUUGUUUACAUGGCAAAGCAGAGAAGAUUUACAAGGAGUUUGUUCAGAAUGAUGCUACAAAGCAAGUCAACAUUGACUUUUACACAAGAAAAGACAUUGCCAAGAAGGCUCAAGAUCCAACACCUUCAAGCUUCGAUGAGGCCCAGAGGCAUGUGUACAUACUGAUGGAGCGAGACUCCUACCCUCGAUUCCUCAAGUCCACAUUCUAUCGCAACCUGCUGGAUAAGGUUGACUGCAACAGUCUCAAGUGAGGAUCCACCUGGCAAGAGUCAAGGAUGGGCUCUGAAUCUUGUCUGAUGUUGACAUCAGUUUUAAGAGUGGCUGGAUACCAGCGCACAAGAUGGAACAGGGGACCAAAGGAGCUGUUGGAACUGUCACAAACAUGGACUGGUUUGCAUGUGCGAUGAAGGUGGCUGGGUGGUUCUCUCUGAGAUGAAGUGUUUGAAAAGAAGAGAAGUCAUUUUUGCCUUGGCACCACUGGACUAAAGACCGCUUCCUGUGUUAGAAUUUUCUCCUUUGGGAAUGGCACUGCAAGUGAGCCUUGGUGCAGAUGUCAUUAUAAGGGAAGGACAUAAUUCUCAUUACUUAACAGUGAUCACUUGCAGCUAGAUGUAUGAACUGACUCCCCUGAAAGGCAUUACCAGUGCAGCAUUGCGAGUUGAUAUGAAAAGCUUCUCUCUUUCUCUCUCAUAGUCCAUGCACACCCAUGCAAAUAACUCUUUGAUGCUUUAUUCAUGUGUGCACAAGACCCAAAGGAACCAACAGCCCCAGGCAUAGACUUCAGCAUGUGACAGAAUUGGGUGCUAUCCUGGCCAUCUGCACUGAAAACAGAUAUCUGAGAGCAGCCUAAGAUAAGCCUGUCUAGUGUAUCUACACAAGCAUUUCAGUUUGUGAUUUUGAACAAUAUCCCCUCCUCCUCCCCAGCGCUGUUCUGGGAUUCCCCUGACACCCCCAGAGCCAUUUUUGGGGGAGGUGAAGGAGGAGAAAGGGAAAAGCUCCACUGCUCGGGUAGAAGUCCUUUGGUGAAUCCUAUCAAAAAUGUUUUGGAAUUGCAAAACCUUAAUUACCAAAACAAAAAUUUAAAAAUGCCUUCGCUGCCCCAAAUGUAAUCCAUCAGAUAUAGAGCACAUUAAGAUGUUUGUGGCUUUAUGACAUUGAGUGCACUGUAUGUUGUUGCUUGAAUCCCAAUAGAUUGGAAUCCCAUUUCCAGUGGAUAUAAGCUAGAGUGAGCAUAAAUUAUAUUUUAGUAGUUGCUAACAUAAGAUAGUCAUAUUUAAUUUAUUGUAAAUGAAUGGCAAGUGACCACUAAUUUAAAACUAUAUAACAAGCCUACCUCACAGGUUUGUUGUGAGGAUAACAUGGGAGAGAAGACGUGGAAAAUAAAUACUAUUUGUUUUUAAAAAUGGGAAGAGAAACGUGUACUCUUUGGAGGAAAGGAGAG
Molecule: messenger RNA, 1840 nt
Organism: Podarcis muralis (Common wall lizard)
Lineage: Eukaryota; Metazoa; Chordata; Lepidosauria; Squamata; Lacertidae
Gene: RGS1
Product: regulator of G protein signaling 1
Source: RefSeq, a predicted model, not a curated record